Abrus precatorius (Indian licorice) is the source of this 538-nucleotide messenger RNA. Its product is annotated as protein RADIALIS-like 2. The record is from RefSeq and is a predicted model, not a curated record. The transcript has 2 exons. Bases 140 to 418 code for a protein of 92 amino acids. Gene Ontology annotation, molecular function: DNA-binding transcription factor activity. NCBI's taxonomy places the organism in Eukaryota, Viridiplantae, Streptophyta, Magnoliopsida, Fabales, Fabaceae.
UCUUUAGACACUCUUCAAUCUUAAUAACACCCUUUGCCAUUCUUAAGAGCUACAACUUCACUUUUUCCUUUGAAAACCUUAGACCAUUCUCUAUAGUGAUUCUCAAAGCACAACAACUAAUUCUAACCGCUCUUAAGAAAUGGCAUCCACCUCAAUGUCAGCCUCUGGCUCAUGGAGUGUUAAGGACAACAAAGCCUUUGAAAAGGCUCUAGCUGUUUAUGACAAGGACACCCCUGACCGUUGGUACAAUGUUGCUCAUGCUGUUGGUGGGAAAACACCCGAGGAAGUGAAGAGGCACUAUGAACUCCUUGUUCAGGAUGUUAAGCAUAUUGAGUCAGGGCAAGUGCCAUUCCCUAAUUACAAGAAAACUGCAGGGUCUGAGGAGGAGAAAAGGAUGAGGAAUUUGAACCUCCAGUGACCCACAACUGCCAUCAACAACAACAACAACAACAAAGAUUUUCUAAUUUUAACUUUUCCUGUUUCCUGGUGGUACUACAUGGUGUUAUGUCAUACAUAAUGCUAGUUCAAUAGUAUUAGG